UGUUGAUGUUGAUGUUGAUGUUGAUGUACAGGAGCUAAUACUGCUGUGGUACUGUUCACUGAUUAUGGAAACCAUGAAGAGGUUCUAGCUACACAUCUCCUGCCUGCAAGGGAUACAGUCUAUCCUGGUCUACCAGCAGCAAGGGAUACAGUCUACCCUAGUCUACCGCCAGCUAUUCCUCCUCCUUUUAAUCAUUAAUUCCUGGUGCUCAGUAACAUCUUCUUAAACCUUUUCAUAAUUGACUAUUGUGAUUCUUUAUUUACUUCUUAAAGCUCUACUACUUAUUUAGCUAUUUUUCUUAUACUCCCCUUUUCAUUACUUCCAACUGUUCAACUAACUUUCAUACUUUCUUCAUGUUGCUUCAUUCAGAUGCGUAAAUUCGCUUCGUUUUAUUGUAUGUUAGAAGUCAUCCAACGCUCCCGCACCCCACGGUCCCACCCCAUCCCACAAUUGACAUUUCAAAAACAUUAUAAAUUUUAUUAUAUUGUGAAUAUGCAAACUUUAUGCAAUUGAAUACCAAAUAGUAAGGGAGUAUUAAUAAUAAGCAGUUAUCAAAAGGUUCACAUGGCAAAGAGUAAAAGAAGCUUUAGUGUAUUUAAUCUGAGCUGGGAAGUUUAAAUGUUUUCAGCUCUGAUCAGUGUUCAUUAUAUUCAAACGCGCUUUCCAUGUGUCUGGAGAGAUGUGAAGGUUAUAAAAAAAGCAAAAGUAAUUAUUUUCUAAAUUUUUAUCAGAUAAUAUGAUAAAUCUCGAUCAGCCAAGAUGGGAUCAGAAUUCGUACUGGGGCAGAGCUCAGCAUUUCUUCACAACUACCAAUCCGUUGAAUCUCUUUGCGACACCUUCACAACUACAGGCAGCUAAGGAAACUAUUGAUAAAUAUAAGUCUGGAGAGAAAACUGAUCUAACAGAAGAUGAGAUCUGGAGAGCUAAACAUCUAUAUGAUUCUGCAUACCAUCCGGAUACAGGAGAACUUAUGUUCCUGCCAGGCAGAAUGGCUGCCCAAGUUCCCUGUAAUAUGCUGGUCACAGGUUGUAUGAUGACAUUUUACAAGACAACACCAGCAGUCGUCUUCUGGCAGUGGUUCAAUCAGUCAUUCAAUGCUGUUGUUAACUAUACUAACAGAAGUGGUGACUCCCCUAUACCAAUGUCUACGCUUGGAACCAGCUAUGCUGCUGCUACAGGAGGGGCACUAGGAACAGCUUUAGGUUUAAAUGCUAUGGUGAAGUCUCUACCCCCGUUGGCUGGACGACUUGUGCCUUUUGCUGCGGUUGCAGCUGCCAAUUGCAUCAAUAUACCGCUCAUGCGCAGAUCUGAACUUCAACAGGGAAUCAUGUUGACUACAGAGGAUGGAGUAAAGGUGGGAGAAUCUAAGAUCGCUGCCAGGGAAGGGAUUUCUCAAGUUGUUCUCAGUAGGAUUGGAAUGGCGUCUCCAGGUAUGAUUCUGAUCCCCCUGGUGAUGAACAAGCUGGAGCAGAAGGGAACCUUCAAGAGGAUGCCGUGGUUGGGUGCUCCGCUCCAAAUCGGUCUCUUGGGGGUCAUUUUAACCUUCGCUACACCAAUGUGCUGCGCUAUCUUCAAGCAGCAGGCCUCCAUCAGCGCGUCGUCGGUAGAGCCUGAGAUCCAGGAGAAACUGAGAAGUUUAUCCAACCCACCAGCUCUCCUCUACUAUAAUAAGGGUCUCUAAGGAGUUCUACAAAGUCCGGUUGAACUGGUAUCAACCUGCGUCCUGCAUGUGCAUCAUUUUUAACAUUGCGUUCUUUUAUCAAAAAGGCCUUCUUUAAAACUGCUUAAAACGGGACCAGCCAUGAAAAUGUUUAGUCAAAUAAGUAAUACGAAAUUCCAGUCUAAUGUAAUGAAUAUUCCCACUGCCAUAAAGACGGGAUUCUAGGCUCGUAGAGGUUGGAUAAAAUCUAUAAAUGCAUUGAAAAAUUAUGUUCAAAAUAUUUUACAUGGUUUUACAAAUCUGAGUUUAUUUAGAUAAAUGUGAUAGAUAUUAAAUUUACUGAGCUUAGCUUAUAUAUGUGAUUCUACCUGGAUGUAGUUCAAGAGAUCCUAGAUCCUAGAAGAUAAAUUUUAUUGUAAUCAACCUUGCAUCUCAUAGAACAAUUUAAAACUUAUGACUUUAUUUUUUAUAAAAAUAGUUGUUCAUUAAUUAUUAUAAUGAUCUGUAACUUCUUUAGCAGCGUUAAAGUUACUUUUGUUAGAAAAUCCUAAUAAAUCUGCUAAAACUAGUUUUUGUUCCGUAUUUUCAGA
Messenger RNA from Eurytemora carolleeae, 2250 nucleotides. It is a transcript of the gene Sfxn1-3, whose product is annotated as sideroflexin-1-like. The coding region runs from base 737 to 1681 and encodes 314 amino acids. The record is from RefSeq and is a predicted model, not a curated record. Gene Ontology annotation, molecular function: monoatomic ion transmembrane transporter activity. NCBI's taxonomy places the organism in Eukaryota, Metazoa, Arthropoda, Copepoda, Calanoida, Temoridae. The transcript is spliced from 10 exons. Gene Ontology annotation, biological process: serine import into mitochondrion; monoatomic ion transport. Gene Ontology annotation, cellular component: mitochondrial inner membrane.